Messenger RNA from Anopheles stephensi (Asian malaria mosquito), 1357 nucleotides. RefSeq names its product lipase 3-like. NCBI's taxonomy places the organism in Eukaryota, Metazoa, Arthropoda, Insecta, Diptera, Culicidae. The transcript has 2 exons. Bases 125 to 1333 code for a protein of 402 amino acids. Gene Ontology annotation, molecular function: hydrolase activity, acting on ester bonds. The record is from RefSeq and is a predicted model, not a curated record.
CCACCGACCGAUCGUCCUGUCAGUUGCGCUAGUAAACUGGGCCGGUGCGGACGUUGCGGUCCGAUUCGAGACCCCCGGGUAGGAGUGCAGUAAAGGUGCGUGUGAGAACUUGAAAUUCCUAGCCAUGAUCGUAUCAGCGUUACUGUUGAUCGUUUUGCUUUCGGGAGCUCCACAUGCGAGCGCCUACCAGGUGCGAAAGGAGAUCACUUUUAACUGGAUACGUGACAGUAGGAACGUGGUUCGAAAUCAAACUGCUAUACUCCUGCAAAACGAUGGCUACGCAUCGGACCGGCUGAAAGUGCGUACAGCAGACGGUUAUCUGCUGACGGUGUAUCGUAUGCAGCCCAAGAAGUCACGGCUCGGUGCGGUCCUGUUACACCACGGUAUACGCCAGUCCAGUGACAUGUGGACGGUUCUCGGCCCCAAGCGAUCCCUGGCCUAUCAACUGUACGAAGCUGGAUAUGAUGUGUGGUUAAGCAAUUCGCGCGCUUCACCGGAAACCGACGGACACGAGCGGCUCGAUCGGGACAGUGAUCACUAUUGGGACUUUAGCUUCCACGAGAUCGGUACCGAGGAUCUGUCGGCAGUGAUCGAUCACAUACUGGCGGCGACCGGCCGUAAGACGCUACAUUUUGUCGGAUAUUCGGAGGCCGGCUCAGCGGUACUCGCUCUCCUGUCCGAGCUACCCGAGUACAAUAGGAAGAUGGCCAGUGUGGAACUGCUCGCACCACCGGCCUUCAUGCAGUACGGCCAAUUUUCCUGGAUAGCGCGUAUGGUGGAACCGUUCCGGAAGCUUUUCCCCUGGAGCGUUUACUACACGCGCGAUGCGCUGCCGACCCAGAUCUGUACACUUUUCCGCAACGAAUGCUGUUCACUGUUCGGACAGAUGAAUGACAAUGGCAACGGCACACGGACGCAACGCUCGCCGGGACCGGCGAAUCGCCCACGGGACGGAUGCUUCGAUCUGGAGGAUGUCUCCCUGAAGCAGCUCGAACACUACCGUCAAAUCAUCGCCAGCGGACGAUUCCAGCAAUUCAAUUACGGCUACUCGGCGAACCUGCAUCGCUACAAGCGAGAUCCACCACCAGAUUACUGUCUGUGGGAUGUGACGGCCCGGAUUUCGCUGCACUACGGCAACAAGGAUAAAACCGUUGACUGGCGUGGCGUUGAAAUGCUUGCCCGAAAGCUACCAAAAGUGGCGGAACUGCAAAAGACACUGUACAAAGGGUUCAACCAUCGGGACUUCUACCGCAACCCUAGGGCACAGGAAACGGUUUACGCAAACGUUUUAAAGUCGAUCAAACGUCACACGGUGGUGGCGACGUUGCAAUAAAUCUAUAAUUUUUUGAACCGAAAA